This is a messenger RNA of Anopheles cruzii, 1554 nucleotides long. It is a transcript of the gene ppan, whose product is annotated as protein Peter pan. Gene Ontology annotation, cellular component: preribosome, large subunit precursor. Gene Ontology annotation, molecular function: rRNA binding. Gene Ontology annotation, biological process: ribosomal large subunit assembly; rRNA processing. The record is from RefSeq and is a predicted model, not a curated record. NCBI's taxonomy places the organism in Eukaryota, Metazoa, Arthropoda, Insecta, Diptera, Culicidae. The coding region runs from base 33 to 1532 and encodes 499 amino acids. The transcript is spliced from 2 exons.
GUUGUUUAGUGUUUUCUCCGUGCGCUUUAACGAUGAAAAAGAAAGGACGGAAGCCGCGUCGUAAGCAAACUCUUCCAAAGGCGAUCGCCCCGAUCGAGGAAGAACCGGCAGCGGUGAAAAAUGCACCACACACGUUUGUCAUCCGACGCGGGGUGCACUGUUCGUCGGUCACCCAUUUGUCGCGCGACUUUCGCCGUAUGAUGGAACCCUUCACUGCUUCGAAGCUGCGUGAACGGCGGUUGAAUAAGGUGAAGGAUUUCGUGCACCUUUCUGGGUUUUUCCAUGUUUCGCACAUGUGCAUUUUGUCGCUGUCGCCUCAAACGCUUUCGCUGAAGGUGAUACGCAUGCCGAAGGGUCCAACGCUUACCUUCAAGGUUCACCAGUACACCCUGGCGAAGGAUGUGGUCAGCAAAUCGCGCAAGCAGUACGUGGACGACGAUUGCUUCAAGGCGGCUCCCUUGGUCAUACUGAACAGUUUCAGUGGCGAGGGUCAGCACUUGAAGCUAAUGGCAAGCACGUUCCAGAACAUGUUUCCACCGAUCAACCUGUCGACCGUGAAGCUGUCUUCGCUGAAGCGCUGUGUGCUCCUAUCGUACAAUCCGGUGAGCAAGUUGAUCGACCUGCGACACUACACGAUCACGGCGGUACCGGUCAACUUGAACCGUGGUGUGAAAAAGAUUGUUACACGCAACAUCCCCAACCUGGGACGAUUCGAAGAUAUUGCCGAUUUUGUGGAAAAGGGACACUUGCUGUCCGAAUCGGAAUUGGACGACGAGGAAACACACGUCGUGCUACCGCAGAAUCUGAAUCGCGGAAAUUUGGCCGAUAAUCAGUCGUCGUUGCGGUUGCAUGAGAUAGGUCCGCGCAUUACGAUGCGUCUAAUAAAGAUCGAAGACGACCUGAUGACGGGCGAGGUUCUGUAUCAUGACUACAUUGCCAAGAGCGCCAUCGAAGUCGAUGCUAUCCGCAAGAAGCGUAUGCAGAUACGCAACCUCAAGGAAAAGCGCAAGAAGACCCAAGAGGAUAAUCAAAAGAAGAAAGAACGACAAAAGCAGGAGCAUCGUGCGAAGACUUCGGGAAGGACGGCUGGACAGAUAACCGACCGUGAUAGACAGCUUUUGAAGGAUGCACAAGAUGCCGUCGGCGAGGUGUCAGAUGAAGAUGAUCGUGAUUACUAUCGCGAAGAGAUCGGAGACAAUCCGGACGAGGAGCUGUUCGGGUCAGCACACGGCGGAAAUCGAAAGCGGCCGUUCAUCCCGAAAGGAUCGAACUAUUCGUUGAAACCGAAGAAACCGAGAAUGGAUCGUCGUAAGGAGCACGAAGAGGACGAUCGUCUCGCCAAAAAGGACAGGAAGAAACAUUUCAAAGAGGGAAAAGAGCAAAACGGUAAAGGAAAGUUUGCCAAAAGGGGAAAUGUCAAGAGCGACUACCAAGGCAAAUCUAAGUACAGAGAAGGUGGUAAAAAGGGUGGUAAGGGUCAUGGUGGUGGACCAAAGCAAGGAAAAAAGUCGAAAUCAUCGAAGCGAAAAUAGAUAAAAACAAUAAUACGAAAUA